UUUGACAGGGUUCCCAGGCGUCCGCGUAGAGUCACCUUCACAAUGUGGACAGUUGAAUUGAAUUGAAAGGGUCGUGUACAAAUUACGCGUUCGGACUGAGCGGAAAGGUUUUUAAAAAACACAGAAUUUAUAAUACACUAUUAACUUUAUUUGAAGUGAAAAAUUUAAUUACACUUAACUUAUUCAAAUGUAGUUAACAGACUGGUCCCGGGAGGCUACGUUGUACCUAUUGUUUGCAAGAAUUUCCGAUCGAAAUUCUUUCCCAUUCCCAUUCGUUACCUCAUUGACCAGCUGUAACCUCCAAUAUUGACAAGGUCGUAUCGUUAUUGCGAUAAACAGCAGCUGCAUAAAGAGGUAUGCUGCACAAUACUUCCGCUGAAGUAGCGUGUUCCGUAUUCCGAAACACACGAUCGACGACCUUGCGUGUAUUUACUUCCAUGUGAUGUUUACCUACCAGCAGAUAUAAGAGUUUAUGCUGUUUAAUGAACGUGCCGUCGCAGCUUAAACGUAGAACGAGACGGACGAGCGAGCACCACAGCACGAGUCGGACGAGCGAGUACCGCCGAAAGAAUUGCAGAGGAGUUGGUUUAAUAUCGGUAAGGAACUUUUUCACACAUAUUCCCUUUCAGCAGCGGCAUCCAGGGAGAUCCGCAAUUUCAGGGUGUGAAGCUAGGCGAGAUUUUCUAACGCAAAUCAGGAGUUUCACGGGCCGGAUCCUCAUUGGUUACUUCUCCCAAACAUUUGGUCCUUCGAGUCGGAUACACGGACCUAUGGAUACACGGUUCUUGCAACGAAAGCCUACUGGACGGGAUCAAAAUGCAUCUAGGCCUCUGCGUGGAGUCACUUUCACAAUAUGGGUAGGAAUAGCGAAGUAGUGGUAUAACGAGCAAAUUAGUUCAUCGUCCAAAUAAAUUAACAGCAAAGCGCCACUUUCUGUAUUAAUUUAUCCAUCGGGCCAGGGGACCUGCUUAUCAUGAACUAAACUGAACAAUACAUAAAUUUUUUAUUUACUUGAUGGUUUUCACCAUAAUUGAAUGAAUGGAAUUUGAACGUAAAUUGGAGAAGUUUCCAUAACCUGAUAUUACAACGAAAUAAAUGA
Molecule: messenger RNA, 1099 nt
Organism: Hermetia illucens (black soldier fly)
Lineage: Eukaryota; Metazoa; Arthropoda; Insecta; Diptera; Stratiomyidae
Exons: 4
Coding region: 483-875 (130 amino acids)
Source: RefSeq, a predicted model, not a curated record